Messenger RNA from Acaulospora morrowiae, 210 nucleotides. The record is from the annotation of a GenBank genome assembly. NCBI's taxonomy places the organism in Eukaryota, Fungi, Glomeromycota, Glomeromycetes, Diversisporales, Acaulosporaceae.
AUGGAACACAUAACCGUGGAAUAUUAUCGCGCCGGCACUCCUUAUCUAUCUCCAGAAGCUAUUGAGGAAAUAAUUCAAUCUCGGGGGACUGUUAAAAAUGUAUGCAGGGAAAUGGCUGAUAAAUAUGAUACUUCAACUCGUAGAAUUUAUGAAAUUUGGAAAAGACAUGCUCAAGAAUUACCCCUGCGCAAACAACAAAUAAUACAUAGU